AUGUACGUUGUAUUUUCAGCCACCAGAUUGCGGGAGCUCAACCCCUACCUGCUUAGUCAUUGGUUCAUGCUGUGUAGUGGAAUUCCAAGUGAUGCUAUUGGGCGGCUGUUACAGCACAGCGAGAAAGAGACACAGAAGUGGAACAGCAAAGGGACAAGCAGGAAGAUUGCUCACCGAUCUGUGAACAUCUCGGCGCACGGGGAGAAGGAAGGAUCUCCAGGAAGGCCCUUCCACGGGAUCCAAGAGCGGUGCGGCCACCCCUUCCGAUCACACCGCUGCACGGCCGCUACCUGCGCUCCCAGGGCUGACCGGCCCGCUGCCAGGCGAUCCAUCAGUGGGCCAGGCCGGGACUCAGCAGCUCCCGUUCGGCACGAAGAGCCCGAGGCGGCUGGCAGCAAACGGCGACACGGGAGAGGAUCUCAGCCGUCACCCGGGCGGCGCUUCGCCCCGGGGACAGCGGGCAGCGCCUGCGGGAAACGCAGCCCGGUGCGGCUUCAGGCCGUGGAGCAGCGCAGGAAGCCGCGGGACGGAGCGGGGAACGAUCGCAGCGGAGAAACCCGGCGGAGCGAGCGACGCGCCGUGACGGCACCGCGCGCGAUGAUGACGUCACGUCCGGCCUGCAGCGGAAGCGGAGUGCGGACGGGCGGGGGGCGCUACGACAGGGCGCGAGUGGCGCAGCCGCAGCCGCAACAGCGUGAAGGUGCUGGGCGUGCAGAGGCCUCUUCUGCAGGGAGAAACGGGGUGAGCUGCCAGCAGCUUCCGUCGGUGCCCGGCGAGCGGCGAGCUGAAGUCGUGGGCAGUACCUGAAGGGAGCCUCCGUGAAAGCUGGGAUGGGGCUGUUUGAUAAGGGGAACUGCAGAGGAGAAUGGCGUUAAGAAAACAGUGGCACUACAGGUGCAGUGUGCAGUUCAGAGAGCAGCUCUGUGCAGUGAGAGCAGGGAGCGCCUGAAGCAAAACGGCCCAGACACAGAGAGCAGCUCAGAGCAGUGAUAGAGCCAUGGAAACACAGCGCUGGAGUGGAGCUACAGGAUCAUCCCAUCCAACCGUCCUCCUACCGCCGUUACCACCGCUGAGCUACUCAGCCUUAUCUUGUGGCACCUCGUCCACAAUGUCAGCGCUCUGUGGGCUGGUUCGGCCUGGUUCCGUGACUGGCGGGUGGGGGGAUCUGUGGAUCUGCACCCUGAGAAUGGAAAUGGGAAAAAGGAUAAAGAGAUGGGCUCUAAAACAGAACAGAAGCGACGGUCUGAAAGGAAACAAACGAAUUGACUAGAAAAGAUAUCGGAAUGCAAGAUAACGCGCUAUAAUACAACAUAAUACAAGAUCAUUAGAAUGUGAGCUAACAAAUCAAAUGCAAAGAGAGAGCAUCCAAAAGCCAAAGGCCUCACUCUCAUGCUGAGGCAGACGGGCAACAGAGGUGAGCCAGACGAUCAAAAGGGCCAUCAGGUGACCUCCCAAGGCCUUCUAUCUUUUCCCUCUGAGCAGAAAUGGUAACAGAACAGUGAACAGCACCCCAUGGCCAAGAGGACCCAGUGUCCGUGUUCACAUAUCCUCAUCCCUGACACCGAAGGGAUUCUGGUGCCUUUGGGUACAGAAUGCACACCCGUGGACAACGGACCCUCUGUCCAUGUCCCUGUAGUGUAGUGACAGAGCUCAGGGGGCUUUGGCAUCAAUGUCCCCCCCUUGGCCAAGAGGGACCCAAUGUCCACGUCGCCAUACCCGUGUCCCCUGUGCCAAGGCAACCUCGGUGUCACCCAUGGAGGACAGAAUGUGUCCAGGUGCCACGUCCCCAUGUCAUUGUUGCCAGGAGCCAAGGAGACCUCAGUUCCACUUUCUUUGGGGUACGGUAGGGACGCCCGGUGCGUCCUCAUCCCCAUGACAAAAGGACCCCGGUGUCCUGGUCCAGGUUUUCCUGUCCUCAGUGCUGAGGGGACCUCAGUGUCACCUUUGGGGUACCAGAAGGGUCCCCCACAUCUCUGUCCCUGAUGCCUAAGGGACACCACUGUCACCUCUGGGGUCCAAGUGUCCAUCUCCGUGUCUUUGUGGCACAGAAGGGUCCCCGAUAUCCCCGGUGCUGAGAGGACCUCAGUGUCACCAUGGGACUACAGAACAGGGUGAGGCGUUCAUAUCACCACCACGUUAUCCCAGUGCUAAAGGGACGUCCGUGUCACUUCCAGGGUACAGAAGGGCCCCCAUGCGUGUGUGCGCCAUGUCCGUGAAGCUGUGCCCAAGAGGAUCCCAUGUGCACGUCCCCAUGUCGUCAUCCCCAAUGCAAAAGGGAUUUGGGUGCCCUUUUUUGGGUACAGAAGGGACCCCUGUGCCCACGUCACUGCAGCCAAGGGCUCCUCCAGGUGUGCGCAUCCCCACGUCCCCAGCACAGAGGGGACCUCACCGUCACCUCCGGGGUACAGAAGGGCCCCCGACGGCA
Molecule: messenger RNA, 2425 nt
Organism: Lagopus muta (rock ptarmigan)
Lineage: Eukaryota; Metazoa; Chordata; Aves; Galliformes; Phasianidae
Product: translation initiation factor IF-2-like
Exons: 4
Coding region: 1-807 (268 amino acids)
Source: RefSeq, a predicted model, not a curated record